AUGACAGAUGUUGACUCCCCUGCUGAUGUUUUUGGAGAAUCUGCCGCUGAGGCCGUACAACCUUAUCCCGCCCCAGAACCAGCUGCAGAGGAGCCAACAACAGAGAAGCCAGUCGAAGACCUACUGGCAGAAGACCAUGCUAUCGAAGGCAUUCUCGCUGAAGAGUCGCUCCUCAAAGAACACCCAGCUGAAGAGCACAUCGAAGAAGUGCUGCCAAUCGAGUUUCUACAAGUGGAACAACUGCCUGCAUAUGUACCCGCAGCUGUGGAGCCCUUACCCGACCCUGAACCUGCACAGGCAGUAUCGGCAGUCCAACGUUCCGUGGAAACCGAAGCGCCAGCAUUAGAACCGCCAAAGGAGGUACCAGCAGCCGGAUUUGAGCCUGUGAUACAACCAUCUGAAGCUUCACCAGAACCGCCUGCUGAGCCCAAGCUUGAAGAAGCAAAAGCUCAGCCGGAUGAGCUACCAGAAGUGAUCCAACGUUCAGUCGAGCCAGAUCCAGAUCCUGAACUGGAUACCGAGCGGUCACCUGAGCCACCUCCGAACGUUAUCGAACCAGAGCCUACACCCAUACUCAAAGCAAAAUCCGAACCUGAAGCAAUACCUCAAGCUGAAGAACAUCUGGAAGUGGUUCAGCGUGCUGCUCAGCCAGAAGGACUAGCAGCUGAAGCAGAAUCAGCAGUACCUCAGCUAGAACCACAGGCUGUACCGGUCUCUGAAUUGGCGCGAGAGACUCCCCUACCUCCUAUUUCGACAAAAUCUGCCAAACCACGAAAGCGAGAUGCGUGGCGAAUCAGACUGGCAACCGGUGGCAAUGGCAAACAACGACUCCUGAUGUUUACGGCGCCGAGAGAGACCAAGCCUCUGGUGGCGGCACUCCAGCACGAAAAAGCGAAGGGUACGGAUAUCAAGCCGGUGGUCGACGGCAUGCUGGCCAUGAUCGCGUCUUAG
Molecule: messenger RNA, 951 nt
Organism: Ascochyta rabiei
Lineage: Eukaryota; Fungi; Ascomycota; Dothideomycetes; Pleosporales; Didymellaceae
Exons: 3
Coding region: 1-951 (316 amino acids)
Source: RefSeq, a predicted model, not a curated record